Molecule: messenger RNA, 2793 nt
Organism: Telopea speciosissima
Lineage: Eukaryota; Viridiplantae; Streptophyta; Magnoliopsida; Proteales; Proteaceae
Product: pentatricopeptide repeat-containing protein At2g31400, chloroplastic-like
Exons: 4
Coding region: 95-2680 (861 amino acids)
Cellular component (GO): chloroplast
Molecular function (GO): protein binding
Source: RefSeq, a predicted model, not a curated record
AUCGGGGGAAAGAUGCUGCUGCUACUACAGUUUCCUUAAUUAUAUCUUUAUAUUUUCCCUAUUUCUUCAGUUUCUCCGCUAAGUUCCAUCUUGAAUGGCUUCUUCCACUCCCCCGCACUGCUCUAUCACUUCGACCAAACCUUACCAAAACCAUCCUCAUAAUCACCAUCAAAACAACCCCCGCUGGAGCUCCAAUAAGGUCUCUCUUGGCGCCUCUUCUCCCUCUACUCGAAAUGCUGCGAAACAAGGUAACUCGUCCACCCUUUCCCGUGACCCUAAUUUCCCAUCCCUCUCUCCUCUCCCUCCGUCAACUUCCGAGCUCGGUCCCGAUUUCCGUGGCCGCCGCUCUACUCGUUUCGUUUCUAAGAUGCACUUCGGCCGCCCCAAGACCGCCAUGGGAAGCCGACACACCUCCGUAGCUGAGGAAGCUCUGCAACAAGCUAUCCGAUUUGCUGGGGACGAAAACGCCCUCGAAUCUGUCCUUAUGAGCUUCGAGACCAAGCUCUCUGGUUCCGAAGAUUACACUUUCUUGCUUCGGGAGUUGGGGAAUCGCGGUGAGUGCUCCAUGGCGAUUAGAUGCUUCGAGUUCGCCGUGCGGAGAGAACGAAAGCGGAACGAGCAGGGUAAACUGGCCAGUGCUAUGAUCAGUAUUCUUGGUAGGUUGGGGCGGGUUGAUCUUGCCAGGAGUGUGUUCGAGACAGCCAACGUCGACGGCUACGGUAAUACAGUUUAUGCAUUUUCGGCUUUGAUUAGUGCUUAUGGCCGCAGUGGGUUUUGCGAGGAAGCCAUAAAAGUUUUCGAGUCGAUGAAGGAAAGUGGUCUGAGGCCUAACUUGGUGACCUAUAAUGCUGUGAUUGAUGCUUGUGGGAAAGGAGGUGUAGAAUUUAAUCACGCGGUAAAGAUAUUCGAUGAGAUGGUGACCAAAGGUGUGCAACCUGACCGCAUCACCUUUAAUUCUCUUCUUGCUGUGUGUAGUCGCGGCGGGUUGUGGCAGGAGGCUAUGAACAUGUUCAAUGAGAUGGCUUAUAGGGGUAUUGAUCGGGAUAUUUUCACAUAUAAUACACUAUUGGACGCAGUUUGUAAAGGUGGGCAGAUGGAUUUGGCUUACGAGGUAAUGUCGGAGAUGUCGGAGAAGAAUGUGUUGCCUACUGUCGUGACUUACAGCACUGUGAUUGAUGGCUAUGCCAAAGCUGGAAGAUUAGAUGAAGCACUGAAUUUAUUUAACAAGAUGAAGCUCCUUGGCAUUGGUUUGGAUCGAGUUUCAUACAAUACACUACUUUCCAUUUAUGCAAAGCUUGGUAAGUUUGAGGAAGCUCUGGCUGUCUGCAAGGAGAUGGAGACAUCCGGAAUUAAAAAAGAUGCUGUUACUUACAACGCGCUUCUUGGGGGAUAUGGGAAACAGGGAAAAUAUGAUGAACUUAAAAAAUUGUUUGAAGAGAUGAAAUUGGAAUGUAUUUCUCCUAACGUCUUGACCUACUCUACAUUGAUUGAUGCAUACUCCAAAGGUGGUCUGUACAAGGAGGCAAUGGAAUUUUUUAGAGAGUUUAAGCUGGCAGGCUUGAAGGCAGAUGUUGUUUUGUACAGUGCAUUGAUCGAUGCUUUAUGUAAGAAUGGAUUGGUGGAGUCUGCCGUGUCCCUGCUUGAUGAGAUGACAAGAGAAGGGAUCCGGCCUAAUGUUGUAACUUAUAAUUCAAUCAUCGAUGCCUUUGGCCGGUCAGCAACUGCAAAGUUUGAGGAAUAUGCAACUGAUGGAACUAAUGGGACACAUACCGAGUCUUUAACUUAUAUUGAUAUAAAGGAUAGUACUGAAAGCACUGUGGGACAUAUAGAGGAGAAUAACCAGGUUAUAAAGAUUUUUGGGCAGCUAACAGCUGAAAAAGUUCAUUCUUUGAAGGAAGAUUCAAAUAGGAAGUCUCAGGAGAUCAUAUGCAUCCUGGGUCUUUUUCAUAAGAUGCAUGAGCUGGAAAUAAAACCAAAUGUUGUCACCUUCUCUGCCAUUUUAAAUGCUUGCAGCCGUUGCAAUUCUUUUGAAGAUGCUUCAAUUUUGUUAGAGGAACUCCGGUUGUUCGAUAAUCAAGUAUAUGGUGUUGCACAUGGGCUGCUAAUGGGCAGUAGGGAGAAAGUGUGGGUUCAAGCUCAAUCUCUUUUUGAUGAAGUGAAGCGCAUGGACUCCUCUACAGCAUCUGCCUUUUAUAAUGCUUUAACUGACAUGCUGUGGCACUUUGGUCAGAAACAAGGGGCCCAGUUGGUUGUGCUUGAAGGGAAACGCCGGCAUGUAUGGGAGAAUGCAUGGUGUGACUCGUGUUUGGAUUUGCAUCUGAUGUCUUCUGGUGCUGCUCAAGCUAUGGUUCAUGCUUGGCUGCUCAAUAUACGUUCUAUCAUGUUUGAAGGUCAUGAGUUGCCAAAGUUAGUAAGCAUUUUGACAGGGUGGGGCAAACACAGCAAAGUAGCUGGUAACGGUACUCUCAGACGAGCUAUUGAAGCACUCCUUAGUGGAAUUGGUGCUCCCUUCCAUGUUGCCAAGUGCAAUAUUGGGCGGUUUAUAUCAACAGGAGCUGUGGUAGCUGCCUGGUUAAGGGAAACCGGCACACUAAAGGUCCUGAUUCUUCAUGAUGACAGAAAAAACCCAGAAAGUACUAGGUUAGAUAAACUCUCUGACUUGCAAAUACUUCCUUUCUAGUUAUUUGAAGCUCUUUGACCCAGCUUUUGCAGGUAUCUGCUCAAUGUGUUUUAGUGUAAUCUGUAAUUUAUAUGCGCAUCAUUGUGUAAACCUUGGCAUGACUUCUGUAGGUA